This is a messenger RNA of Paramecium pentaurelia, 771 nucleotides long. The record is from the annotation of a GenBank genome assembly. Lineage: Eukaryota; Ciliophora; Oligohymenophorea; Peniculida; Parameciidae.
AUGUCUUAAUUUCAUAUUAUAAAAUAUGUUCUUUACUUUUCGCAAUUACCAUUAGUAUUUGGAAAUAAAGUUAAUAUUUCAAAAUCUCAAAAUGUUUUCAAUAAAUCUCUAAAAGGAAAGAGUUGCAAAGAUUAUUGUAAAAAUAAUGAUGAUUAUGAUCAUUGUUAUAAUGAAUGCAAAAUGGAAAAAGAAUAACCAAUUAUACAAAUAAUCAGCAUAACUUGUAUUGUCUUAGGGUUGAUGUUAAUUUUAUUUAUAAUUUGGAAACGAAAGCAAGUUUUAAGAUUAUUUAGAUGUGUACUAAAUAGAAGAAAAAUAGUGAUGGAAUCAUUUUUAAAUAAUGCUAUCUUAAUAAAAAAUAGUAACAUUUUGCUGAAUCAAUUAAGGAAAGUGAGUAAAAUGUUAAGUUAAUCUAAAAAUGAAUUGAUAUUUACAUAAAAUGGAAAAAUUCACAAAGAAGAGGAUGUAUAAAUAAUGUGUAAAAUUAAUGAGGAAAAACAAUUCAUAGAAAUUAAUCUAUUGGGAAAUGAUAAGUAUGGUACUUGGAGUGGCAGUGGAAUUAUUAUUAUAGAUUUUAAUAAUUAAAUUAAAAUAUGGUUUGUGAAGGAUUAUGAAGAAUAAAGAGAAGCAAGAAUAUCAGGAUUAUGGGAACAUCUUUUAUAUUAAGGGGAAUUUGAUUAAGAAGUAAAUGUUUUUAGUGGAUAAUGGCAUUAUGAUGGAUUUGAAAAUGAUUUAACUUACAGUGGUACUUGGAUUCUAAAAAUUAUAUGA